AAAUCAUAUCUGGAAAAAAUAAUAAUCGCAUUUCUGUUUCAGUCAAAGGGUUAUUCAAACUUUUUGGCGGUAAUAUCUCGUUGUGGUUUCUUAUCGUCUGAACACCGUAGCGCAAUUUACUUUAAUCUAAAAUGACAUAUUACUUAAUUUUUAGCAAGUGGCGAUGACCUGGGUAAGCAAUUCUGGCUUUCUUGCUUGCAUAUUUUAUAAAGUCUUACGGGUUAUAUAAGUCAGUCUACCGCUAACAGUUAAUUUGAUUUAUUUGGAUCAAUCCUCUAAAUUCAAGUUUUUUAUACUGUCUCUUUUGUCAGUUUCACUGUCAACAAGCGUCGUGGAAAGUAUGAAAAAACAUUUGGUCUUUUUAACCGCAUUUUGGGUGUUCGUUUUAAACAACAUUAUUUUUGCUGGACGGUUUCAGUUAUACUGGCAAAAAUACGUACGUCAUUGGUUGCUUUUCAACACGAAAAAGCAUCUAUUAACGAAACCUUCCUCCUUUUACCCGAAAUGGGUCAUUUGCGGUUGUUUUUGGUCUUUUGAGGCAUUCAGUAUUCUGUCUGCAAUAUGAGGGAGUAAGGGCAGUGAUUUACUCGUUUUAGUGAAACAUUAUACCAUCGUAUUAUCAGGUAGGUGACGGUCAUCGGUCGACCAUCUAUUUCCUUAGAAUGUAAUACUCUUUAAUAGGCUUAAACCUAUCCUUUCAUUCAACGUAAUGCUUUCUAGAUCAGGAGGCAAAAUUGGUGGUUGGUAGGUGAUCAAGUUUGUCGAAAAAUUUCAAAAGUCGUUUGCUCCCUGAAGAAAGAUUAAUCUGUUACUGGAAAUAAAUCCUUGCGCUAUUCAUCUGGACUUUUCUGUUAUCCAGGGAUUUUUACUGGUGUCGGUACGUUUUCCUACCUUGCAAAAUCAUGAAAAUGUAAUUUCCAUAGGGCUGCAGAAGUUCCAGAUACGCAAAACUUCAUUUGAAGCCGAAAAAAGAAUUAGAAACCAAUUAUUUUGA
Messenger RNA from Spirometra erinaceieuropaei, 994 nucleotides. NCBI's taxonomy places the organism in Eukaryota, Metazoa, Platyhelminthes, Cestoda, Diphyllobothriidea, Diphyllobothriidae. The record is from the annotation of a GenBank genome assembly.